Messenger RNA from Sphenostylis stenocarpa, 3294 nucleotides. Lineage: Eukaryota; Viridiplantae; Streptophyta; Magnoliopsida; Fabales; Fabaceae. The record is from the annotation of a GenBank genome assembly.
AUGGUGGAAACAUCUAAAAACCACCACCGUGACCACCAGCACUUGGUACUGAAAUUGGCAACAUGUUCGAGACUCCUCCUCCUCACCCUAAUCAUCCUCUUCCGCACUCUUGUCUCCCCCUACGACACAUCCGCACCCUUAAACCCUCCCUGCCUCUCCACCCCCAACGCCACCCUCCCCUCCCACCUCCAAAACGCCGUCGUUUGGGACUCUGUCUACUUCCUCCGCAUCGCUCAAUGCGGUUACGAGUACGAACAAUCCUUCGCUUUCCUCCCCCUCCUCCCCCUCUCUCUUUCCCUCGUCUCCUUCCUCCCCGUCCAAACACCCCUCUUCGCUCUUUCCGCUUACCUCAUCAACAACCUCGCCUUCGUUCUCGCUGCUCUCUACUUCUACAGACUCUCCCUAACCCUUUUGAAGGACCCCGAAACAGCGUUAAGGGCUACUCUUUUGUUCUGCUUCAACCCCGCCUCUGUCUUUUAUUCAUCCAUAUACUCGGAGAGUUUGUACGCUCUUAUGUGUUUUGGAGGGAUGUACCACUUCGUGUGCGGCGGAAACCAUUUGGCCGUUUUUUUCUUCGCGCUUUCCGGCUUAGCAAGGUCUAAUGGGGUGCUUAAUGCUGGCUAUCUCUGUUUUCAGACCAUGCAUCGCUCUUAUCACGCUCUUUUUCACCAGAAGCGUCUUCCUUUGGCUUUGCAGAUUAUUGUUGUUGGAGCUUUACGUACGGCAUGUAUUUUUGCUCCAUUUGUAGCUUUCCAGGCUUAUGGUUAUUAUAACAUGUGUGUUGGACGUUCCCACGAUGAAAUAAGGCCCUGGUGCAAGGCAAGGAUACCGUUACUUUACAGUUACAUUCAAAGUCAUUAUUGGGGUGUUGGUUUCUUGCGAUAUUUUCAGCUGAAACAGUUGCCUAACUUUCUUCUGGCAUCCCCAAUACUGUCUCUGGCACUGUGCUCAAUUGUUCAUUAUGCCAAGUCAAGGCCUCAGACUUUUUUCUCAUUGGGUUUUUUAGCUCCAAUGGAGGAAAAGAGCUGUGGAGUUGUGUUUUUGUCAGGUGAUCUCUCAAGGUCCAAAGAAGCUGAAAGUGUGGGGAAAUCCUCCUCUGUUAGGGUAGAAGAACACUUAAAUCUUAGGAGGAGAAAGAAUGUGAUCAAGGGAGACGUUGCUACUGUUCCCAUAGAAUCUGAGUCAACAGAAGCAUGGCCAGGAUACUUGUCUGCAUCUGUUCUCCCAUUCGUGUUACACUUGGCAUUCAUGGCAUGUACUGUUUUCUUUGUCAUGCAUGUACAGGUGGCUACUCGUUUCUUAUCUGCCAGCCCUCCUCUUUAUUGUUACAAAUUUGCUGUUGUUAAGCACCACUUCACAUUUUUGCUUCUGCGGUUUGAAUGGAAGGAGACAUUUCUAUUCCACUCAUUACAGUCGAGACCUUCCUUUACAAACUUGAAAGUUGCUUUUUCUACAUUUCAGUUUAGUCAAAUGCUGCGAUCUCGACGGCGCUCCCCGUACGGCGCCUACCUGUGCGCCGUUGUCUCUGCGGUGCUCCUACUCCUCUCCGUCUCCCUCCUCUACUCCCGCCUCUCCCGCUCCCAUCACUCCAACCACCUCUCCCGCCCCUCCCUCCUCUCCCACUCCGCCGACCUCUCGGAUGACCCCAUCGAUGAGGUUGACUUCGUGGACGAAACCUUAGAGCCCCCGGUCCUGCGCCUCAACCCGUCCCCCUAUUACUACUUCGAUCCCCUCACCGCCUCCAUUCGCCGCUCCUUCCUCUCUCCUCCCUCCCUCCGCCAAUCGCACACUGACAACAAGUUCCCCCUUCGAUCCCCCGACCACGACCCUUCCAAGGCCGCCUUCGCCUCUGACGAUGUCCCCGUCGACGACGCCAUCAAGACCUUGGCCGCCCGCGUCACCACAGUCGAGGAUGCGCUCCUCCUGAAAAACUCUCCUCUCAGGGAUGGCUGGGGCGACUGGUUCGAUAAGAAAAGCGUCUUUCUCAGGAAAGAUAGAAUGUUCAGAUCCAACUUAGAUGUGUUGAACCCCCUGAGCAACCCCUUGCUUCAGGAUCCCGACGCUGUCGGAGCCACCGGACUCACCAGGGGCGAUCGCAAUGUGCAAAAGUGGUGGAUUCACGAGUGCAAGAAAGUCCCGUUCCCUGGUACCAAGAAGGUUCCUCUUAACAUUAAUGUACUACCCACCCCAGUCAAGAAAGUAGGCACAGAACGCAGAACUUUGAAUUAUAACACCAUCAACAACAAUAAUAAUGAUCAUGAGAUUAUUCAGGAUGUUAUGGAUUCAGUUACCAAUGGUGGUGAAUCAAAUAUUCAGAAAGAUGCUACUGUCAUUAGUGCUAGGGCGCAGUCUAUGAAGAAUCAUAUAUAUGCGGAUGGGGAUACUUGGGGGUACUAUCCCGGAUUGCCGUUGCGAUUGCCAUUCAAUGACUUCAUGGAUGCGUUUUUCAGGGUGGGAAAAUGUGUUACCAGGGUAUUUAUGGUGUGGAAUUCACCGCCUUGGAUGUACACUGUUCGGCAUCAGCGUGGCCUUGAGAGUUUGCUCUUUCAUCACCCUGCUGCUUGUGUUGUUGUGUUCUCUGAGACAGUUGAGCUUGAUUUCUUCAAAGAUAGCUUUGUUAAGGAUGGUUACAAGGUUGCUGUUGCCAUGCCAAAUCUCGACGAGUUGCUGAAGGAUACGCCAGCUCAUAUUUUUGCUUCUGUGUGGUUUGAAUGGAAGAAGACAGAGUUCUAUUCCACUCAUUACAGUGAGCUUAUCCGCCUAGCUGCUCUGUACAAGUAUGGAGGGAUUUAUUUAGACUCAGAUAUCAUAGUUCUGAAGCCAAUUUCUUUUCUUAAUAAUUGUGUUGGUAUGGAGGAUGGUGGUGCUGGAAGUGUUUUGAAUGGUGCUGUGAUGGCUUUUCAAAGGCACAGUUUAUUCAUAAAGGAGUGCUUGGAAGAGUUCUAUACGACGUAUGAUGAUACCAGUUUGAGAGGGAAUGGUGCUGAUCUUCUGACGAGGGUUGCACAAAAAUAUUUGGUAGAGGAGAAUAAAUCCGUCAAGCGCUUGAAGUUGAAAGUAGAACCCUCUUAUAUUUUCUUCCCUGUUAGUUCUCAGAACAUAACAAGAUACUUUAUUGCACCGACAACAGAGACUGAUAAAGCUCAACAGAAUGUGCUGCUUGAAAAUAUCCUGCUCCAGUCAUUGACAUUCCAUUUUUGGAACAGCUUGACAAUUUCUCUCAUCCCUGAACCAGAUAGCCUUGUGUCUAGGCUUUUGAAUCAUGCAUGUAUCCGAUGCUUGGAAUUACUAUGA